AUGCCACAUAUCAGUGCCUACCAGUGCACAUCAAUGCCACAUAUCAGUGCCCAUCUGAGCUGCCUUUCAGUGUCACCCAUCAGUGCCAGUCAGUGCCACCCAUCAGUGCUGCCAAUCAGUGCCACCUAUCAGUGCCAGUCAGUGCCGCCUAUCAGUGCCAGUCAGUGCCGCCUAUCAGUGUGCAUCAGUGCCGCCUAUCAGUGCCCAUCAGUGCCAGUCAUCAGUGCCACCUAUCAGUGCCAGUCAGUGCCACCUAUCAGUGUCGCCUAUCGGUGCCAUAUAUCAGUGCUGCCUUUCAGGGCCCAUCAGUGAUGCCUGUCAAUGCCCAACAGUGCCACCUACCAGUGCCUCCUCAUCAGUGCCACCUAUCAGUGUCCAUCAGUGUAGCCUAUCAGUGCCCAUCACUG
This is a messenger RNA of Staurois parvus, 407 nucleotides long. Lineage: Eukaryota; Metazoa; Chordata; Amphibia; Anura; Ranidae. The record is from the annotation of a GenBank genome assembly.